Molecule: messenger RNA, 1012 nt
Organism: Leptomonas pyrrhocoris
Lineage: Eukaryota; Euglenozoa; Kinetoplastea; Trypanosomatida; Trypanosomatidae
Exons: 1
Coding region: 299-1012 (237 amino acids)
Source: RefSeq, a predicted model, not a curated record
AGUAUUCAUCGCUGCGAAGCCGCAGAAAAAGUAUCGUUGGGUGUUUUGAAUUUGCGCCGCAGGAGGUGAGGCUCGAUUCCCGCUCCAACCGCCUCUAAUCGUUUGUCAGUUCGGUCUGCUUGUGUUCCUUUGUGUGUUUUCAAUUCGUUUCUUAACGCACUCUUUACUGCUCCCUUCUCUUCUGCGCGUUGGUGCUUUCUCGUUGGGCGAAGAGCCGCAUCUGGUCUGCUUAUACGUGGUACGGCUAUGUGUUUCUGCUGGCUGAUAGGACUGGGACUUCUUCUUUUUUUCUUUGAAAAUGAGCAGCUACUACCUAUUCGCUCUCGUUAUCAUCGUUGUGGUCCUGGUAUGCAUUUCAUGCUGCAUAGGUCUGCAUGUGCGUCGACGACGGAUGAUGGAGGCCGUUGAUGCAGAGCCGCCACACGUACAGUCUGUCGGUCAAGGAAACAGUGCCCACUACAACAACAACAACAACGGCCCUGCAUUCAUGCAAGGCCCAGGGCAGGGCGGGAAUAACGGCAACGUGUAUUAUCAACAGCAGCAACCUCCACAGGUGGGCGCGACCAGCUGGUCAGACCCUGGCAUGUACUACCCCACCAGCAACCCUCAGAACAACACCGGUAAUCAGCCUGGCGCACAGCCCCUCCAGGCAACGGUGCUCUACGCCGCUCCGCCUGGUUCACAGGCUCCGAACAUCGACUUCGGUCAUUACUUUCCAGAGGUGCGCGUGGUGAAUGGGCCGGGGGGCAGCGGAAACGGUGUAAACAACAGCAACGGAGGCGGCGCGUGUGAGGUUACGUCACCGUCAGAUUUAUCACCGUACGGGGAAGCCGAUUACGUUUCUCGCCCACCUCAGCCGCAGCUUUCACAGACACAACGACCAACCUCAGGUGUGUCCCCGCUGUCUGUGCCGCCUGCUCCUCUCGGUGAGGCUUCGCUUCCGCCGCCGCAGUACCCGGCACUGUCGGGGCAGCCUCGCGGGGGCGAUAACUUAGGUAAAGGGCCUGUCUAA